AUGGGCAGCUGGACGUGGGCUGUCUGCAUCCUCUGCUUGCUGAGCCCAGUACCACUCGUGCUGGGCCAUGUGCACCCAGAGUGUGACUUCAUCACCCAGUUGAGAAAGGAUGAGAGGUCAUGUCUACAAGUAGCAGAAGGGAUGCCUAACACCACCCUGGGCUGCCCUAGGACCUGGGAUGGGCUGCUCUGCUGGCCAAUGGUAGGGUCUGGUGAGUGGGUGACUCUCCCCUGCCCAGAUUUCUUCUCUCACUUCAGCUCAGAGCCAGGAGCCGUGAAGCGGGAUUGCACUGUCAUGGGCUGGUCGGAGCCCUUCCCACCUUACCCUGUGGCCUGCCCUGUGCCCCUAGAACUGCUGACUGAGGAGAAAUCCUACUUCUCCACAGUGAAGAUCAUCUAUACCUUGGGCCAUAGCAUCUCGGCCGUGACCCUCUUCGUGGCUAUUGCCAUCCUGCUGGCUCUCAGGCGGCUCCACUGUCCCCGGAACUACAUUCACACCCAACUCUUCGCCACCUUUAUCCUCAAGGCGGGAGCCGUGUUCCUGAAGGAUGCCACCCUCUUCCACGGCGAGAACACGGAUCACUGCAGCUUCUCUACUGUUCUGUGCAAGGUCUCCGUGGCCACCUCCCAUUUUGCCACCAUGACCAACUUCAGCUGGCUGUUGGUGGAAGCUGUGUACCUGACCUGCCUCUUAACUUCCAAGUCACCCAGCACAAGGAGGGCCUUCUGGUGGCUGGUUCUUGCUGGCUGGGGGCUCCCCCUACUCUUUGCUGGCAUGUGGGUGUGUUGCAAGGUGGCCUUUGAGGACGUUGCGUGCUGGGACCUAGAUGACAGCUCCCCUUACUGGUGGAUCAUCAAGGGGCCCAUCGUCCUCUCUGUUGGGGUGAACUUUGGGCUUUUUCUCAAUAUUGUCCGCAUCCUGCUGAGGAAACUGGAGCCAGCUCAGGGCAGCCUCCACCCCCAGUCUCAGUACUGGCGUCUGUCUAAGUCAACACUUCUUCUCAUCCCGCUGUUUGGAAUUCACUAUGUCAUCUUCAACUUUCUGCCUGAUAGUGCCGGCCUGGGCAUCCGCCUCCCCCUGGAAUUAGGACUGGGCUCCUUCCAGGGCUUCAUCGUUGCCAUCCUGUAUUGCUUCCUCAAUCAAGAGGUGAGGACUGAGAUCUCACGGAGGUGGCAUGGCCAUGACCCUGAGCUGCUGCUAGCCCGGAGGGCCCUCACCAAGUGGACGACGCCUUCCCGCUCUAGGGUGAAGGCGUUGACAUCCGCCUGUUAG
Suricata suricatta (meerkat) is the source of this 1272-nucleotide messenger RNA. It is a transcript of the gene GHRHR, whose product is annotated as growth hormone releasing hormone receptor. The coding region runs from base 1 to 1272 and encodes 423 amino acids. Gene Ontology annotation, molecular function: peptide hormone binding; growth hormone-releasing hormone receptor activity; G protein-coupled peptide receptor activity. Gene Ontology annotation, biological process: positive regulation of cell population proliferation; cell surface receptor signaling pathway; adenylate cyclase-activating G protein-coupled receptor signaling pathway. NCBI's taxonomy places the organism in Eukaryota, Metazoa, Chordata, Mammalia, Carnivora, Herpestidae. The record is from RefSeq and is a predicted model, not a curated record. The transcript is spliced from 13 exons. Gene Ontology annotation, cellular component: plasma membrane.